This is a messenger RNA of Coregonus sp. 'balchen', 3906 nucleotides long. The record is from the annotation of a GenBank genome assembly. NCBI's taxonomy places the organism in Eukaryota, Metazoa, Chordata, Actinopteri, Salmoniformes, Salmonidae.
AUGCGCAUUGCGGUGGCAUUCCCUUCCAUUCUCCUCCUGUCAGUCACUCUGUCUCUGGUUGAUGCGAAGUUCAACAGACCCUCCCAGUACAUCCUCUACAAGGCUGGGCCCACUCCUCAUCACUAUGUCCAUGGGAAGCCCACCAGCAGGCACAAGUGAGUACUCGUUCUGAACAUAAACUGGGCUGUUCCCUCUGGGGAGGGGGCACUGGAGAUUAGCUCCGUUUUUGAUGCUCAGUUAAAGCUGAUUAUCUUACUCUGUAGCAGUCUGUUUUUGUUUAAUUUCAAUAUCCAAGCCAGUUAGAAAUGCAAGAGGGUUUUUAGGUUUAGAAAAAGGUGCAAGUGUAAGAAUAUUAUCUAAAGUGUGUGAUCUCUUUCUCUCAUUCUUUUCUCUCUGACAGAAACCACUGUGCCUAUGUUGUUGAGAAGACUGUGUCAUUCACCAUGCAGGAUGGGGUAGCUCCUUAUGUCAAAGCUCAGUACAACAAGUGUGCCUGGGGUCAGAAGUGUCCAACCCUCAUGUGAGUUAAUCUCCAUAAUUGAUACUACAUGAUAAAACUAUUACAGAUUGUAUCAUAAAUAGGCCUACUACCUCCACAAUUACUACUGUUACGAUGAGGACUACUGCUGUAAAACUGCUGUAAAAACAACAACUAUUAUUGUUUCUACUGCUCUUGCCAUAUGAAAAGGGGAUGAAAACAGGGCUGUAACUUUUCCUCUCACCAUUCACAGGUGUCAGCUUUGUAGUUGCUUGUGCUUAUGUUGUUUCUUUCAUUAACCCUCAGGUACCAUCUGAUGUACAAGCCUGUCUAUAAAGUUGCACAUAAGACUCUCACUGAGCUGGAAUGGCGCUGCUGUCCAGGAUACUCUGGUUACCGCUGCAUGGAGGGACCCCCAGCCUACCAACACCCAAUUAAGGCGAUGCCUCCAUUCAAGGGCCCACCGUUCAAAGGCCCACCCAUUAAAAGAAACCCCUGGAGUCAGACCAAGGGCCCUCCACCCAUGAAAUCGUACCCAAUGCUUACCAAGGGCCCUCCCAUGAAGGGACCUCCUCCUAUGAAGUCCUACCCAGUGAAAGCAAAAGGCCCUCCUCCCAGCAAUGUCAAGACCUACCUUAUACGUCACUUUGGGCCUCCUCUGACCCACCCCUCCUACCCAGGGUCCUCUUUCGAGCCUUACCCCUUUGGGCCACAGCGCCACCACCAGCCAGACCACCACGAGGGGCCAGACCAUCACCAGCCUGAACUAGACCACCAGGGGCAAGACCACCACCAACCUGAACUAGACCACCAGGGGUCAGACCACGACCAGCCUGAACCAGACCACCAGGGGUCAGACCAUCACCAGCCUGAACUAGACCACCAGGGGCCAGACCACCAACAGCCUGAACCAGACCACCACCGGCCAGACCACCACGAGCCGGACCAUCACCAGCCUGAACCAGACCAGCAGGGGCCAGACCACCAGGAGCCAGACCAUCACCAGCCUGAACCAGAUCUGGAGCCAAACCAUCACCAGCAGCCUGGACCAGAUCAUCCUGAUCACCCAGACCACACUGAUCAUCCUUAUCACUCAGAGCUGGAGCCCGUCACUGAUGAAACAGCUCCCCCUGCUGGCAGCCAAGAAAUCGAUGGUGCGACAGGGAGUGUUAUUCCAAUGUAUAUUCAGUACUGCAACACAACAUGAAUUUUACAUACAGUAUUAAUUCGAUUCUAACAUUGUGUUCUCUACUGCUGGCUUUAAAGUUAUUAUCUACAUGUAUCUAGAGUGCCUAACUGUCCUGAAAUUCCAUUGAUUUUGGCAACAUUCUUCAAAGACUUUAUGCAGAAAAAUAGUUCUUAAAAUUAGCACUUAUUCUUACAUUACAUUUUCCUUCGCUCUGUACUCUUGUAAGUAUGAUUGUGUCUGUAACAUUCUUCUCCCCUCUGUAGGCCAGCCUCUGGACACAGUGGACAGUGAGUCUGCUGAGCGUCUGGACCGGAUGGAGGAGGACGUGCGGAGGCUGUCCCAGGGUCUGGAGACACUGAGGGGGACGGUGAACGGACUCGAGGACGGCCUGCGCGCCUCACUAUGGGAGGACGCCAACAGGAUGCUCUCCACCCUGCUGACUGCAGCACCAGGCCCUGUCCCUGCCCCCGCUCUGUCCUCUUCCCCCCACUCCACUGUAGGCUUUGCAGACAUCCCUGGAGGGGACCCCAAUGCAGAGGGGCUGGAUGGGGGCCAGGCUUUCCCAGGGUUGGGCGAGCUGACAGGGAGGGUUGAGGAGCUCCGGACUGAGCUGCAGGCCAAGGCUGCUGAAAUGGAGGAGCUGAGAGGCAGUGUGAUCAGGCAUGACGGAACACUCAAGAAGAUGUCAGGCGGUGCGGAUAGCUUGACAGGGACCCGAACGAGAGACACCCAGAAGGCAAUGGAGGAUCUGGUGGACGCCAAGCUGGGCGGGGCCCGGACAGAGAUCCUGGGUGAGUUUGAGAAGCGUGUCGAGAGCGCAGAGAGCCGCUGUGAGGAGAGGGCCAGGGAGGUGAGUCAACAGUGCCACAGGGAGCAGCAGGAGAGGCAGGAUCUGAUGGAGCUGGCCCUGGAGGGCAGCACCACAGGGCUUAGGAAGGAGCUGGGACACCUGCAAACUCAGAUCCAGGGACAUGACCUGACAGAGGGCUGCUGUGGUAGAGUCACUGGCCUAGGUGAGAGGGUGCAUCUGCUGGAACAGUUGGUGGCAGGGCUCAACCAGUCCCAGGGGCACCUGAGGGUGGAGCUGGGUGGGCACAAGGACCAUGUAGAGGGCAUGCUGGAGGGGCGGCUGGAGUACGUGGAGGCCAAGCUCAACCUGACUGAAAGUGGAAAGAUCAGGGGUGGGAGCGCUGGCAGCAGUGGUAAUGGUGGGGUCCAGGGCAGCAGCUCAGAGGGAGAGGUCUGGGCAGGCAGCCUGGAGGCCCGUCUGGAGGGGAAGCUGAAGGCUCUGGAGGGUCGUCUGCUGACAGCUGUGGAGGAGCUGGGGAACGCUACGGCCCCCGCCUUGCUGGAGGGCCACGCCAUGCCCACGCUGGAGACAGAGGUGGAGUCAUUCAGGAGGAGGCUGGAGGUGGACAUGGACAGAGUGCAGAAACAGCUGAGCGGCCUGGAACUCCUCUGCACCUCCUCCUCUCAGCCUCUCCAGGGAGACAAAGCCACAUCAAACACUCACAGGGUGGAGGAGGAGAAGACAGGAGGAGGAGAGGAGAAGGGUCUCCUGGACGUGCAGAAUAACCGUCUGAACAGCCUUAAUGUCACCCUGCAGAGCCUCCUGACCAGACUGUCCCAGAGGGAGGACCACCAGGAGGGAGAAGAGGGGAGCUCAGUCCAGGGUGAAAUCAUGCUGCUCAAGUUCAACGCCCGCUCCAUGAACCACACCCUGAAGGACCUGAAGGACUCUGUAGGGUUGGUGGUCCGGGAUGUGGGGCACGCCAACACCACCUGGCAGGAGCGGGAGGAGCGCCUGGCCCAGCAGGUGAAGGGCGUGGUGCAGCUGUUGGGGCGCCAGGCCUCCAUGUUGGGGGUGGGUGAGAGGAGGCUGACCCGGCUGAAGGGAGAGCUCCAGGAGUUGAGGAGGCGGCUGGCCGGGGAGGUGCAGGGCUGCCGCUCCACCACGCUUGGAGUCCAAAAGGAGGUGGUGGAGGUUGGGGGCCGCGUGGCCAGCGUGGAGGGCCAGUGUAAGGGCUUCAGUCACCUGGCAGAGGAUCUGGAGAGGAUCAGGGCGGAGCUGGAGAGGCAGUCAGAUGGAUACCUGUCCCAGGUCAAUGGCACCCUCACUAAUCAUGCUCACCAGCUGUCUGAGCUGAGACAGGAACUCAGGAACUGCACGUCAAAUGCAGAGCCCACCCAGCAGAGCCUGUACCUCCUAGAGCCAGAACAGUUAAGAGGAGACCAGUAA